This is a messenger RNA of Pseudo-nitzschia multistriata, 2183 nucleotides long. NCBI's taxonomy places the organism in Eukaryota, Bacillariophyta, Bacillariophyceae, Bacillariales, Bacillariaceae. The record is from the annotation of a GenBank genome assembly.
UGCGAAGGGGAAAGAAUCCUAGACCAUCUUUAAAAAAAAAUCGUUGGGUACUCUCCUGUGAUCUAGCGCAGAAAAAAGUACUGUAGAAAGGAACGGCGCGAUGAACGACGAGAUCCAUCGUGAACGAACAUUCGGGACUAGCAACAGUGAAGAGGGGGUUGGUGGAGAUAAGAUGAAAGAAUUAUCGAGUGACAUUCAGGACACCACUAACGAACUUACAACGGAGAAAGAUUCGGACGAGGAAAUGAGCUGCGUAGAAGACGAUAGGGAUGGUGCAGAGAGAGACGAGAACGAAAACGAAGCAGACGACGAUAACGAUGGACAUAGCGCGAAAAGCAAAAACAACCCAUUGAAGCCAAAACAACGAUAUCACACACCGAAAAUCUUCCGAGACGCAAUUACCGUAUUCAUUCCUCUGGACGUGACGGCAGACCUAAAUAUCGCAAUUAAACAUACACGAGCGAAAAGAAUUUCGUCAAUCUACAAACGAUUCCCGUCACUGCAGAAAGAAGCAAAGAAACUCGACGAGAAGAAUAGUAUGAAGGACGAUGACGAUCCUAUGAUUGAUGACGAUGAAGAAGAUAAUGCAAAAGAAAAGGAAGAUAAGCAGCUUCUGAAGAAAAGGAAAAAGCUGGAGCACGUGCCCCAACCAGAGCAAUUUGGAAGCGUCCUUGAUUACCUCGAAGCGAAAUACGUAAAGGGGGUUAUGUUGGAAGAGGAGGAGGACGGUCCGAAUUUGGACGACAACAAAUCAGAGGGACAGGGAUCGGUAUAUUCGAAAGACAGCUUUUUGGACGAUACCGAUCUACAACGAGAUGUUGCAGAACAGGUGAUGGCUAGCACAACCUUGACAAAGCUUGAGCUGGAACACGAGGAUGGAGACUUUUUUGUAAACGUUGGAGCCCUGGAAGUAGAGAAUGAUGACUACGGUGAGAACUACGAUCCCCUCCAGGACAAGGAGAACAAAACUACCAAAAAGAGAAAGAAGCCGUCGGCCACCGUCGCUACCUCGAAAUCUAGCUCGAAAUCUAGUUCCAAAUCUAGCUCCAAAUCUAGCUCCAAAUCUAGCGACGUGAAAACUCCGGUGCAAAAAAGCAAGAAGGGCAAAACGGAUCAGCAGGCUAAGAAAAAGGAACCAACCUCUGCAAAGUCCAAAAAAUCCACGACUUCUAUUGCAUCCACGAAAUCAAAGAAGCCGGAAGACAAGGCCUCAAAACUGGUAGCAAAGAAGGCUAAGUCGCGCUGGGAGUCUCUAUUCAAAAAGGCUGUUGCAAUGAUCAAGAAACUAACUCCAGAAGAACUCCCGAGAAUGAAAACAAAACAAAAGGUUGCCCUCAAGUGUCCAAAAAACAAGAAACCCGGGGAUGACAUUACAUUUGCGUACGUUUCGUUCUGAUUGAGUCUGGUUUGGAACACCAUUUGUUUGCACUUUCGUCGACACAUUCUGUUGCUAACUUCAUUCCGUUUUUGCUCUUCCAUCUUGAUUCACGCCUGUAAAUAGUAACCCGCACAAUCCAGGUACGUGUUUUUUCUUUUUCUAACUCGUAGACUAGUUAAGAUUUUGAAAGCGCGAGUCUCACACUCUUUCAUUGUAAAACAGGUCAGAAAUUGCGGGUGAAAGUACCGAAAGAUUGCUUUCCGGGAGGAACAUUUAAAGUCACGGUCCCUGUGAAACACCGCCCAGGAGAUACAGAUAACGAGAAAGAUCGCAACAAACUCCCGAGAGAUCUGCAGGAAGCGCUGGAUGUAUACGGGAAGGCAUAUGACGAAUGGUGCACGGCCCAAUCCAAGGUAGAUAGUACGUUUGAGACAUUUAAAAUGAAGCAAGGCAAAUUCGACAAACUUGCCAAGCUGUUUCCCAAGGAUUUGAUUACACCCAUCGAUACGCACUAUUUGAAGCAAGUUGUCCGUCGAGCGCGCCAAAACAAGUACAAGCGCUCAAAGACUGCUGCAGCAGCUGCCGCAAAAAGCGAGAAAGAAUCUAUGAAGGAUAAAUCACCAGCAAAAAGUUUAGACGAAGAAGCGUCGGUGAAGGAAGAAAGCGACGAAGAAGAGUACGAGCAGCCACCAAAGAAGCAUAGGAUCGUAAAGAUGCCAACAACAGGUUUGAAAUACGGAAACAAAAGUUUUUCUUCCUCCGACUUUAACUGGAGUAUGUAAUAUUAUAAACGCAUUAUGGAUCU